GUGACGUCAGCGCGCCGCCGGGUGACGUAUGAGCGGCGGCGGGGCGGGGGGUGGAGGCCUCGGCGGCGGCGGGGCCGGAAAUGGUCCAGUUGUUGCUGUGCAGCUGGAUGUUGCUGAAUAACAUUUCUAUGAGCUUGCUGUUCAAUCUGCCUGUUGUUCAGAAUGGCGAAGAACCCUAAUUUCCCGGAAGCAGGGAAUCUGCCUACAGGCUACGCGCACUGUAGGUCUUCAGACAGCUUCACUGGCUACCAGUAUCACCAUCCCUCCAAGAUGAGUAACAGCCACCCGCUUCGUCCAUACACAGCUGUGGGGGAGAUAGACCAUGUCCACAUUCUGUCAGAGCACAUUGGUGCCCUAAUGAAUGGGGAGGAAUACAGUGAUGUUACCUUUAUUGUGGAAAAGAAGCGUUUUCCGGCACACAGAGUCAUCCUGGCUGCUAGAUGCCAUUAUUUCAGAGCAUUAUUGUAUGGAGGAAUGAGAGAAUCUCAGCCUGAAGCAGAAAUUCCUCUUCAGGACACCACUGCAGAAGCAUUUACCAUGCUGUUGAAGUACAUUUACACUGGUCGUGCUACGCUGCGAGAUGAGAAAGAAGAGGUUCUUCUUGACUUCUUAAGCCUAGCACAUAAAUACGGAUUCCCAGAACUGGAGGAUUCCACAUCUGAGUAUCUUUGCACAAUACUUAAUAUUCAGAAUGUCUGUAUGACUUUUGAUGUUGCCAGUCUUUAUUCUCUUCCCAAAUUAACUUUUAUGUGCUGUAUGUUCAUGGAUAGAAAUGCCCAAGAGGUGCUCUCCAGUGAAGGCUUCCUGUCACUUUCUAAGGCUGCUCUUCUAAGUAUUGUACUGAGAGACUCGUUUGCAGCUCCUGAAAAGGACAUUUUCCAAGCUUUGAUGAACUGGUGUAAACAUAACCCCAAGGAAAACCAUGCUGAAAUCAUGCAAGCAGUACGUUUGCCACUAAUGAGUCUGACAGAACUACUGAAUGUUGUAAGACCUUCUGGAUUGUUGUCACCUGAUGCCAUCCUAGAUGCCAUUAAGAUUCGUUCUGAGAGUCGGGACAUGGACCUCAACUACAGGGGCAUGUUAAUACCAGGGGAGAAUAUUGCAACAAUGAAGUAUGGAGCACAAGUUGUAAAAGGGGAGCUGAAGUCUGCUCUACUGGAUGGUGACACUCAGAACUAUGACCUGGAUCAUGGAUUCUCUCGACACCCGAUCAGCGACGACUGCCGCUCCGGCAUUGAGAUUAAGCUGGGCCAGCCCUCAAUAAUCAACCACAUACGAAUUCUCCUGUGGGACAGGGACAGUCGGUCUUAUUCCUACUACAUUGAGGUGUCCAUGGAUGAGUUGGACUGGAUUCGGGUUAUCGAUCACUCUAAAUACCUCUGUCGGUCCUGGCAGAACCUGUAUUUUCCUGCCCGUGUCUGCAGGUAUAUUCGAAUUGUUGGAACCCACAACACAGUGAACAAAGUUUUCCAUAUUGUGGCAUUUGAAUGCAUGUUCACAAACAAAUCCUUUACUCUUGAGAAAGGUCUGAUAGUUCCCACUGAAAAUGUUGCAACAAUUGCAGACUGUGCCAGUGUGAUUGAGGGUGUAAGUCGCAGUCGCAAUGCCUUGUUGAAUGGAGACACAAAGAACUAUGAUUGGGAUUCUGGAUACACGUGCCACCAGCUUGGGAGCGGAGCUAUUGUGGUGCAGCUGGCACAGCCCUACAUGAUUGGAUCAAUACGGUUGCUACUUUGGGAUUGUGAUGAUCGGAGCUACAGCUACUACAUUGAGGUUUCAACAAAUCAGCAACAGUGGACCAUGGUGGUGGAUCGCACAAAAAUUUCCUGCAAAUCCUGGCAAACAAUCACUUUUGAUAAACAGCCUGCAUCUUUUAUCAGAAUAGUUGGAACUCGUAACACAGCUAAUGAGGCUCUUCAAGAACAAGUAGAAGUGUUUCAUUGUGUGCAUUUUGAGUGCCCAGCACAAAACAGUACCCACAAGGACGAGAGUAGUAAGGAAGUAGCAACAGCAGAGGUGGGGACUGGUGGACAGUAGUUUGUUUCUUGCCCUGUUGGAGCUACAAGCACCUGCUUCCCUGCAUUCCCCUCCUGGAUCCAGCUCGCAUCCUCAUGUUCACCAACCGUAAAGGAGGUUGAAAGGGAGCUUUUGCAGCCCUACUGACAUUCUAUGAAAUUAUUCAGAACCUUCUUGUGCUGGCACCUUUUCUUUCUUUGUGAAUGAAGGGGACCAUGUCUGAAAGCUGGAAGUAUUGAAAUGGAAAAGGCUUUCUCCCAAGGACAUGAAGAGACUGUUGCACUGUCCUCGAUAUGUUCAAAUCAGGCUGGUCUCCAAGAGGGAAGAAAAUAGGUCUUCAAUCUUCAUCAAGUACCCCAUUAACACCCUACCUCUCUAAUCUAACCAAGGCAAGGAAAACAGAAGGGAAUAAAAGGCAGAGCUACAGUGGAAAUCUAAAAUUACUCAAGCAGAAUGGAAAGCAUAUGAAAUAAGUAUUUGUUCCCUAGAGGCUUUUAUUAGCAAAAAAUGUUUAUGGAACACAUCAGUCCAGAAUAUAUUUUAUUUUUAAAGUGAUUCUUCAUCCAUAUUCCUUUGUAACUAGUAAUCUGUUUUCUAAAUAAUUUUGAUUCU
Molecule: messenger RNA, 2628 nt
Organism: Camarhynchus parvulus
Lineage: Eukaryota; Metazoa; Chordata; Aves; Passeriformes; Thraupidae
Gene: BTBD9
Product: BTB domain containing 9
Exons: 13
Coding region: 163-2037 (624 amino acids)
Biological process (GO): adult locomotory behavior; modulation of chemical synaptic transmission; circadian behavior
Molecular function (GO): protein binding
Source: RefSeq, a predicted model, not a curated record